Molecule: messenger RNA, 2286 nt
Organism: Spirodela intermedia
Lineage: Eukaryota; Viridiplantae; Streptophyta; Magnoliopsida; Alismatales; Araceae
Source: the annotation of a GenBank genome assembly
AUGGGACCAACAAUUGACAUGACAACAACGUGCAGCACAAUGCCCACACAAGGCACGAGCGCUUGCACAUAGCACAACACCCGCAUGCAGCACGGCGCUCGUGCACAGCACAACACUGGCACAAGGCCUGGUGCCUACAUGCGGCAUGACACCCAUGUGCGGCAUGGUGCCCGCACAAGGCACGGCAUCGACGCAGAGCACAGCACCCGAUACAAGGGCUCAACAAUGAAGGAUGACAUCAUGAGCUUGACAUCAGCCAAUGGAGGACCCCCCAGGGGACCUUCUUUAAAAAAGGAACCCUGACCCCAUGUAAGAUCAUCUUGGAAGAAGACUAGAUCCUCCACGUUUUGAAGAACUUGAGCCCUCAGCAUAUUAGCUCGGGAGCUCACUAGGGAUCUCGUGCAGAGCGGCCGACAUCUUUAUUACAGUGGUAUCAAAGCCAAGUUACGAAGUAAGGUUAGGAUUCUCUACAUCCUCUUUUUUUCUAUUUACCAUAGAUAAUGGAAACGGAGGAUAGAUUGGGUACGAGUGGUACCCAGGGGCAAAGAAUUACUUGAUUAACAAAGCAACAAGAGACCACAACUCGUGAUGUAGAGACUCUAAUGGAACAAUGGCAGAUUGAAUUAAGUCGCCUAUGAGAAGAAGCAACUCAAUUGAGCCUAAGGGAGGAGCAAGAUUAGGUAGCAAUCAAAGCACUUUCGACAAAACUCAAUGAGGAGCUAUAGCCGAUCUAUGAUCAAACGAGAGCUAUGGCCACUGCUUAUGAAUCCCAGAAGGAAGAUAUAUCAACAUUACGAGAGAAAUUUUUCAGAAGGAUUGAGGAACUGACAAGUAAGUUCUAGAGGUCCCUUAACUCGGAAGCAAACCCUAGCUCAACUUGAGUCAAAGCCCUAGAACCAAAGACUUACUCAGGAGAAUGAGAUACCAUGUUAAUCAAGAACUUCAUUUGGGAUCUCCAAAGGUACGUCAACUCCAACAUUAUAUCUGAAGAAGAAAGUAUUUGUGAGAAGCUUAUCCCUCACUGGCAAUGCAAAGACUUGGUGGAGACUCUGAAUGGAAGACUUCUCAAGGCCACUAGUCACUAACUAAGAGGGAUUCAUGUAGGAAAUUUGAGAUCAAUUCUACCCGUCAAACUCGGGCCAAGCUACUUGGACCGUGAUGAGGCAACUCAAACAUGCCAAGUCUAUCUGAGAAUAUGUGAAAAAAUUCUCUAUGUUGGUACUAGAAGUACUUUGGAUGGAUGAGGAAGACAAGCUUCACUAUUUCAUAGAAGAACUCUAGAUAUGGGCCCAAAAUGAAAUCUGUAGACAAGGAGUCCGUGACAUUUGAGGAACAAUGAUGGUGGCGGAUGGACUGAUAGAUAAUCGACACCAACAAUCAAAUGACAAUGACACACCUCAAGAGGGUCGAGCUCGCAAUGCUAAUUGGGGAUGAGGAGGACCGGCCCAGGUGGGAGUGGGUCAAGGCAACCACAACCGAGGUCAAAAUGAGACCCCUUUACAAAUUGAGGGACCCAAGUGGAUAGGAUGCCACAUAUGUGGGGGCCCUCACCGAAGUGUAGAUUGUCUUGACCGAGAUGAUCGUCGCAUGGUGAGAGCUCAGCUCAAUCUCGUCUUGACAUAGGAGUAGUCAUCACUGGAAAUUGAAGAGGUACCACAUCUAAACAUCAUUCAGCUUCUAAAUGUGGUACAAGUGAAGGCCAUACAAGAGGCUCUUAGAAAAUUACUCUUUAUAGAGGCAAUUAUCAACUCCACUCCGACAAAAGUAUUGAUAGACUCAGGGGACACUCAUAACUUUCUAUCAAAGAAGGAAGCCCACAACCUUGGGCUGAGUUUGGUCCACACUAACAAUAAGAUCAAGGCUAUCAACUCUGAAGCCCAAACCUCGAUCAAACUAGCCCAACAUGUGAAGACACAAAUGGGCACAUGCGAAGACCAAUUGGACUUCCUUGUGUUACGAAUAGAUGAUUUUGAUGUUAUUCUUAGGGCUAAUUUCACGACCAUAGUAAAAGUAAGAAUAUUCCUCCACUACAAUGACAUAUUGAUAUGUGGAGGGGAAUUUUCCUACUUUGUACAAAGGACUGCUCAAGAAGGAGCAAGACCACAAACUAUCUCAAUCAUGCAACUAAAAAAUGAAAUGUGGCACGAAGCGGACAUGUUCUUGGUCACUCUUCAAGAAGUUGAGGGAGAAGGUCAAAAGGUGAGACAUCCACAUGUAUUAUCUUUACUUAAUGAAUUUCAAGACAUCAUGCUAGAUAAAUUACCUACUAAAUUACCACCUAGGUGA